AUGGUCAAUGUAUUUUAUGUUCCAGUGUUCUUCAUCGUGUUUCGAGAAACACUGGAAACAAGCAUUAUUGUUUCCAUUUUGCUCGCCUUUCUCAAGAACCAGCUUGGCCCUGAACACGAUGUCCAAGUCUACAAAAAGCUGAGGAAGCAGGUCUGGAUAGGGACUCUCUUGGGCCUAGUAAUCUGCAUUAUCAUCGGAUGCGCUCUGAUCGGCGUAUUCUACUCCCUGGGCAAGAAUGAAUGGGAAAAGGCAGAAGCCCUCUGGGAAGGUGUUUUUGCCCUGGUUGCCUCUAUAAUCAUCACUUUGAUGGGGGCCGCCUUACUUCGUGUUUCAAAGCUCCAGGCAAAGUGGCGCGUCAAGUUGGCAAAGGCUUUGGAAGCCAAGGAAGAUGAUAGUCGACGGAAAACACUCUGGGGAAGGUUCAAGAUCUGGUGCGAAAAAUACGCCAUGUUCGUGUUGCCUUUCAUCACCGUGCUGCGCGAAGGCCUAGAAGCGGUGGUAUUCAUCGGAGGUGUCAGUUUGGGCACUACAGCGUCAGCAAUCCCAAUACCCACCGUCGUCGGACUGGCUGCAGGUGCUGCGGUUGGAUAUAUGAUCUACAAAGGAGGAAACUUUGUGCCCAUCCAAAUAUUCCUCAUUGUGUCGACCUGCUUUUUGUACCUAGUUGCAGGAGGACUGUUCUCUCGAAGUGUGGGGUUCUUCGAACAGUAUAAGUGGAAUAUGGUCGUAGGAGGCGAUGCGGCUGAAACAGGAGUAGGUCCCGGGUCGUAUGACAUUCGAUCCAGCGUUUGGCAUGUCAACUGCUGCAGCCCUGAGUUGAAUGGGGGUGGUGGCUGGGGUAUCUUCAAUGCUCUUCUCGGAUGGACUAAUUCUGCAUCCCUGGGUACAGUAUUGUCGUAUAACUUCUAUUGGAUUGCAGUUAUCAUUGGAUUUCUUUCCAUGAUAUAUUAUGAGAAGAGAGGUAGGUGGCCGUUUCAGAAAGGCAGCGCAAAGCGCGACCUCUCUAUCUCCGACAACUCGAGCACCGAGCAUCCUACUGUAGGGAAGGGCCCGUAA
This is a messenger RNA of Trichophyton rubrum CBS 118892, 1056 nucleotides long. RefSeq lists its product as uncharacterized. The coding region runs from base 1 to 1056 and encodes 351 amino acids. Gene Ontology annotation, molecular function: ferrous iron transmembrane transporter activity. Gene Ontology annotation, cellular component: high-affinity iron permease complex; plasma membrane. The record is from RefSeq and is a predicted model, not a curated record. The transcript is spliced from 6 exons. Lineage: Eukaryota; Fungi; Ascomycota; Eurotiomycetes; Onygenales; Arthrodermataceae. Gene Ontology annotation, biological process: iron ion transmembrane transport.